Molecule: messenger RNA, 342 nt
Organism: Protobothrops mucrosquamatus (brown spotted pit viper)
Lineage: Eukaryota; Metazoa; Chordata; Lepidosauria; Squamata; Viperidae
Product: ubiquitin domain-containing protein 1-like
Exons: 2
Source: RefSeq, a predicted model, not a curated record
CGUAAUGAACCUCUAAAAAAGGAUCGUCCCAAAUGGAAGAGUGAUUAUCCAAUGACGGAUGGGCAACUAAGAAGCAAACGGGAUGAAUUUUGGGAUACAGCCCCUGCCUUUGAGGGACGCAAAGAGAUUUGGGAUGCACUCAAGGCUGCUGCCUAUGCUGUGGAGGCAAAUGAUCAUGGGCUAGCACAAGCCAUUAUUGAUGGUGCUGGAGUUACCUUGCCUCAUGGCUCACUUACUGAGUGCUAUGAUGAAUUGGGUAACCGAUACCAACUUCCUGUAUAUUGCCUGGCACCACCUAUUAACUUGAUUAUGGAGUGGAGUGAAGAGGAGGGUGCAGAACCU